AUGAGGAAUGGCGGGCCUCUCUGCCCAUCAACGACGCACUGCGCAUCCAUUGGGCUGGGGCUGGUCAGCGUUCUCAGCUGGGGAGUUGCAGAAGUCCCCCAGAUCAUCACCAACUACAGGGAGAAAUCAACGGAGGGCCUGUCCAUCGCCUUCCUCUCGACGUGGAUUCUCGGGUGGGCACAUCACAUCAGUUUCUCCACUCCAAUCCUCCAUCUCUGAACCCACAUUGCACCCCUUCUGAUUCCUCUCCUCCACCUCGCAGGGACCUCUUCAACCUCGCUGGAUGCUGGCUCGAGCCCGCCACCGUAAGCUCUCUCCGGUGCCAGGUUGACUCACCUUCCCUCUCCUUUGACUUGUUCUUCUCUGUUGCAGCUGCCCACGCAAUUCUACAUGGCCCUGGUAAGAAUGUCAACGCAGGCCGGGUAUGCGCUGACUUUGUGUGAUGAAUGAAUGAAUGAAUGCUUCCUCUUCUACUGAACGGCAGCUAUAUACGGCAACCACGUUGGUCCUGACAGGGCAGACGGUGUACUAUGGGCACGUCUACCGAUGGCUGAAGACAGAAAAGGUAUGGAGCACGGUCAUACAUCUGGAUCAUAUGAAGCACUGACAUAUGGGUGCAGGGGGAGAGACACUGCGAAAGCGGUGAGACAAGGAAGACGAACAGGGCAGAGGAGGGAGAUGAACCGGGCUUCUCCAAGAACAGAGAUGAUCUCGGAGAAGGAGACGGAUCACUGAUGCCCAGCUCGCCUAUAGCAUUGGAUCCUACUCGCAGUUCUGGUGGGAGCAUAUAUAUUGUGUAAGUCAACGGUGUUUUCUCAACUAUUUUAGGAAAACUAUGAGAAAUAGUUUUAGAAACUCUGAAACUCUGAGCCCGGCAGGUCAGCUAGAUCUUUAUCGGGCAGCCCAAAGCCCAUAUCAAGAUACUUCUUGGGUCGUCCCGUUGACUCUGGGCAGUCAGCAAGAGAGCCAUUGCUUGGUGACCCUGCCUUCUCCCAGUCUGCACCACCUCUCAACACUAAGAGCAUGCUCUCGGUGGUAUGCCAACCUAGUUCAGUCCUACUUCUAGGUUAUCUGGUGUGGCAAAAAAUAAAGUCACACCCACCAUUUUACCUUCUAUUUUCAGGCAAUGUCAACUGUUUUGUGUCUCGGUGGGCUAAGUCUUCGCCAUUCCAGGGGUGAGGGAGCUAAUAAGCCAUCCACCAGCAAGGUCAUUCUAGUGGGCAGGAAGAUCCUACAGGUAGCAUUUUGACCACAAUGUUCGCAUGUUGAUGGCACAAAAUCUGGGGAGAUGUUGACCAUCUUGGGUUUUGUCUACUGCCUUCAGCAACAUAUGAGUGUGCCUUCAUCGGCAGAAAAGGCUGGAAGCAGUGGGGUCGGAACCUUCCUCGGCUGGGCAAUGGCAGUCAUCUAUAUGGGGGGGAGGCUUCCCCAAAUUUGUCUGAAUGUAAGAGAUAUUCAUAGAAUUGUCCCAGAGUGAUCACUUAAAAUAUAAUGCAUCUAAUCAAAUAUAAGUUGAUUAUUUUUUUUUCCCUUGUGUUUUGGAUCAUCAUCUUUCUAAUAAUUCGUGAACUAUUUUCAUGCAGAUGAGAAGAGGAACUGUCGAGGUAAGCUUUCUUUGGACGUCGAGCACUGCUAAUCUAAAAGAAAAAUUAAUACCCCAGGAGAGAAAGAGGACCAUUCUUUAAUCCAAAACGAUGUGAGAUCUCAUAAGGAUCAAGAAUCCAUGGAGCUAGAAACUAAAUGUGGAAAGCAUUUUGGAUAGUAUUUCUAGAUGUGGAAAGCAUUCUGGAGAGUAUUACUAAAUGUGGAAGGCAUUCUGGAUGGUAUUUUCAGAGCCAAAAUAUUCCUACCAAAGAGAAAAUUGACGUUCUCAAGAUAUUUAUUUUCUGCAGGGCCUGAGUUCAUUAAUGUUUGGUUUUGCUCUUGUGGGAAAUGCAACAUAUGUAGCCAGGUGAAACACAUGAUUCUUGAUCGCAUCUCUAGCCAUAUUGAUGAAGAAUAGGAGAUAUUCCGUCUCUAUGGAGCUAACUGCGGGCAUUUUCUUGUGUAGCAUAUUGGUCAGCAGUUUGGAUUGGUCUAGAAUAAGUCCCAACCUGCCGUGGCUGGUGGAUGCUGGGGGAUGUGUACUUCUGGACUCUUUCGUAUCCUUUUCUUAUGUUUUCUUCACAAAGUUCAUGCAAGAUCGACAACAGGGCCUGUCGAUACUCUGUUCUACUUCUUUCCCUCUUCCUCUCCAGCCCCCCAUUGCUCUUACAGUUUUCUAAUUCAUCAGUCGCCGCCAUAUGAUAAUCUGAGUUUUGGGUGCUCUUAUGAGGCUUUUCUUAUUCAUCUCUAAGUCCUCUCUGUGCUUAUUUGUGAAGAAAACAUCCAUAACAAUUUUUCAGAUCUUGAUUCAGUUUCUAUACUUCCAGUGCCACUCAGACAAGUCUGAUGAAACCACACAUGAAGAUGAUUGAAUUCUUGUUUCAGCCACUGUGAAGAAGAGGAUCGAUCCUGCAGUGUUCAAUCCGCUGCACAGUUGCAUGACCAUGACGUCCCAAGCGCCUCCCUGGUUUUCAUGCCUGAUGUCCGUUAGAUUCAGUUAUCUGCCGGCUGGUUGUGUUAGAGCAGUGUGCUGAAAGCCUAUGCUGCCUUUUUUUUUUUUCUUCUUGAAGAAAUGGACAAGAAUCACCUUAAUUUCUAGAUUAAACCGCCUGAUUUUUCCAACUGGUGCAGCCAAUGGUUUUUUAUGAGAUGAAAGCAGGAGGAGGGCUUGUCACAGGGGGCGGCCCAUUCCUAUUCCAAUCUGCCCAUAUCUCUGGAGCUUCAAAACGCCCUCCUUAAAGGCCAGAUAGACAAAGAUGUUUAUCCGCUCCUGAUUCUAUUCAAGUCUGUUGUCUAAGUUUUGAAAGUAUAACUAAUGAGGUUUCUUAGGGUCGAGCAUCUUCCCUAGGUUUUACAAACCCAAAUCAUUUUUUGUUCGGGUGUAGUUGACCUGAUCUGAUGUGAGAUCCUGAGUACCAGGUACAUUAA
Messenger RNA from Spirodela intermedia, 3012 nucleotides. The record is from the annotation of a GenBank genome assembly. Lineage: Eukaryota; Viridiplantae; Streptophyta; Magnoliopsida; Alismatales; Araceae.